CAGUAACCCAUGAGAUAGGGUUUCGAAAGGAAAAAAAAAAAUCGAUCAUUCUAGUUUGUGAUUCUCUGACAUCCCGUUUGUUGACCAUUAGUGCUGGGCAUGUAGGCAGCUCGACGAGGCCCUCGAAACUUCUGCUACCUUGACGUCUCGAAGCCAAGAAUCCACAACAAGUUCUUGUUAUCUACCUUUUCCCGGUCUUUCAUUCCUCGUCACUCUCAACCAUGUUUCAUCUUGCUUACUUUGAAGAUGGAAAGAUUGUGAAUGCUGAGAAUAUCAUCUCGCAUCGGUUCACUGACCGGCUUCAACUUCGAAAAGCGUUACAGUUAGCAGAUAGUAUCCAUCAGGAUGGGAAUAAGUAUCUCGCUCUGUUAGGUGAUACUGUCAUCAAGUUGGUUCUUGUCAAGGAGGGCCUUUGUCGACAUGCGACCCGUGGUCAGAUAAGCAACAUUAUAUCAGAGAAGUUGUCCAAUACCUAUCUUGCGCAGCGAGGCUUUUCUACGGGUCUGGCAGAAUGUGUCUAUAAAAAUCGAUCCCAAGGGAAUACAAUCUAUCCGGGCCCUAUGGCUUCUACUGUAGAGGCCAUCAUUGGAGCUGUCUUCAUUGAUAGCGGAGAGAAGGUUACGGCUGCUGAAGGUGUUAUGGAGGCAUUGGGCAUUUCUUGGCCUGAGUGAUUUCUUCAUCACAGGUAACGUGUCACUUGCCCCUCUUCAAUAAUAGUCAAGUUCGGAGUGACUGCUCGUGUUAAUAGGGCUCUAGUUACUCCCCGUAGGGGCCUACAUAUGCUUCUCUGCUAGGGCUGGUCGGUGGGACUAUAAAGACGCGGAAGUCCCAUUUCGAAGCACGUGUUAUUGCAAUUUAAAAGUAAUAGGCUUUCCACACUGGCGUUUCUUCUGUUCUUCAACUACAGCUUUCUUAAGGCCCUG
Molecule: messenger RNA, 923 nt
Organism: Aspergillus alliaceus
Lineage: Eukaryota; Fungi; Ascomycota; Eurotiomycetes; Eurotiales; Aspergillaceae
Product: ribonuclease III domain-containing protein
Exons: 2
Coding region: 222-671 (149 amino acids)
Biological process (GO): RNA processing
Molecular function (GO): ribonuclease III activity
Source: RefSeq, a predicted model, not a curated record